Molecule: messenger RNA, 918 nt
Organism: Fulvia fulva
Lineage: Eukaryota; Fungi; Ascomycota; Dothideomycetes; Mycosphaerellales; Mycosphaerellaceae
Exons: 3
Coding region: 1-918 (305 amino acids)
Biological process (GO): positive regulation of TOR signaling; protein import into nucleus; COPII-coated vesicle budding
Cellular component (GO): nuclear pore outer ring; COPII vesicle coat
Molecular function (GO): protein binding; structural molecule activity
Source: RefSeq, a predicted model, not a curated record
AUGGCGCAAGUCAUCUCCAACUCAGGCCACGAUGACAUGAUUCACGACGCGGUUCUCGAUUACUACGGCAGACGACUCGCGACCUGCUCCUCCGACAAGACCAUCAAGAUCUUCGAGAUCGAGGGCGAGCAACAUCGCCUGACAGAGACACUGAAGGGUCACGAGGGCGCAGUCUGGUCUGUCGCGUGGGCACAUCCCAAGUUCGGCACAAUCCUCGCCUCAAGCUCCUACGAUGGUCGCAUCUUGAUCUGGCGGGAGCAGAACAACCAAUGGCAGCGCAUAUACGAGUUCACACACCACACCGCUUCCGUCAACAUCAUUGCCUGGUCGCCUCCCGAGAUUGGAUGCCAUUUGGCAGCAGCGAGCAGUGAUGGCCAAGUCAGCGUGUUGACCUUCGAGAACAAUGCCUUCUCACACUCCUCCUUCCCCGCUCACGGCCUAGGUGUCAACUCUGUGUCGUGGAGCCCAGCUAUCCUACCGGGACAGCUGACCAGCGCACAAGCUCCAGGCCAAGCGCCGACGCCAGUGAGGCGCUUCGUGACGGGUGGUUCGGACAACUUGGUCAAGAUAUGGUCCUUCAAUGCCACCACAGGCACCUACGACAACAUCACAACACUACAAGGACACAGCGACUGGGUACGCGAUGUGGCUUGGUCACCCACACCGCUCUCUAAAUCCUACAUCGCGAGCGCAUCCCAGGACCACACCGUGCGAAUAUGGACACUACCGGCAGGCGCCGAAAUAAGCGACCCGAGUGCGUGGCACAGUGAGACGUUGGAAUUGGAAGUCGUUGUUUGGCGCGUGAGCUGGAGCAUGGCCGGAAACGUACUUGCAGUGUCUGGUGGUGACAACCGGGUCAGCCUGUGGAAGGAAAAGCUCAAGGGCGGUUGGGAAGUCGUGAAAACAAUCGAAGAGUAA